Molecule: messenger RNA, 753 nt
Organism: Dryobates pubescens (Downy woodpecker)
Lineage: Eukaryota; Metazoa; Chordata; Aves; Piciformes; Picidae
Source: RefSeq, a predicted model, not a curated record
CCGCGGAGCCCCAGCCCUGCGGAGCCCAGCCCCGAGGAGCCCAGCCCUGCGGAGCCCAGCCCUGCGGAGCCCAGCCCCGCGGAGCCCCAGCCCCAGCCCUGCGGACCCAGCCCUGCGGAGCCCAGCCCUGCAGAGCCCAGCCCUGCGGAGCCCAGCCCUGCGGAGCCCCAGCCCCGCGGAGCCCCAGCCCCACGGAGCCCCAGCCCCACGGAGCCCCAGCCCCGCGGAGCCCCAGCCCCGCAGAGCCCAGCCCCAGCCCCGCGGAGCCCCAGCCCUGCGGAGCCCAGCCCCGCGGAGCCCAGCCCUGCGGAGCCCAGCCCUGCGGAGCCCAGCCCCGCGAGCCCCAGCCCUGCGGAGCCCAGCCCCAGCCCCGCGGAGCCCAGCCCUGCGGAGCCCAGCCCCGCGGAGCCCCAGCCCCAGCCCCGCGGAGCCCCAGCCCCGCGGAGCCCCAGCCCUGCGGAGCCCCAGCCCUGCGGAGCCCCAGCCCUGCGGAGCCCCAGCCCCACGGAGCCCAGCCCCAGCCCUGCGAGCCCCAGCCCCACGGAGCCCAGCCCCAGCCCUGUGGAGCCCCAGCCCUGCGGAGCCCCAGCCCCACGGAGCCCAGCCCCAGCCCUGCGGAGCCCCAGCCCUGCGGAGCCGAGCCCUGCAGAGCCCAGCCCCAGCCCUGCGGAGCCCAGCCCCAGCCCCGCAGAGCUCAGCCCCAGCCCUGCGGAGCCCAGCCCCGCGGAGCCCAGCCCUGCGGAGCCCAGCCCC